Messenger RNA from Colletotrichum gloeosporioides, 1827 nucleotides. Its product is annotated as putative flavin-containing monoamine oxidase AofH. The coding region runs from base 1 to 1827 and encodes 608 amino acids. The transcript has 2 exons. The record is from RefSeq and is a predicted model, not a curated record. Gene Ontology annotation, molecular function: oxidoreductase activity. NCBI's taxonomy places the organism in Eukaryota, Fungi, Ascomycota, Sordariomycetes, Glomerellales, Glomerellaceae.
AUGGCUCCGUCUAUUCGCACGCUCGAUCUCAACAACACAUCGUCUGCAUACUUUGCGCCAGCGACUGUGACUUCAUCAUCGAAACUUGUGCACGUGGCCGGCCAGCCCGGCUCGACCGUAGACGGGCAAGUCCCCGACGACUACGAGUCCCAGAUCCACCUCGCUCUCCUCAACUUGCGCAAGAUCAUCCUCGUUGUUGGUGCAUCCAUCAAAGACAUUGCAAAGCUCACUCUGUACAUCGUCGACUAUGAUAGCACCAAACGGAAACACGUUCGCCACAUCCAACGUUUCCUCGCCGGCCAUCGGCCAGCAAUGACUCUCGUGCCGGUGCCUAAGCUGGCAAUGCCGACAUGGAAGUUCGAGAUUGACGCCGUAAUCGCAGUUCCCGAAUACUCAGUGUCUUUGGACAGAGCGACUCUGCCGGAAUCAUCGGAGUCAGUCGACGUCGUUAUCAUCGGUGCCGGGCUCGCUGGUUUAAGCGCUGCGCGCGACAUCACACGCGCCGGCCUCUCUUGCAUCAUCCUUGAAGCAAGAGACCGCGUUGGCGGAAAGACUUGGAGUCAGCCUCUAAAGCAAAGCCAGCCCGGAGUAGUUGACCUUGGUGCUGCAUGGAUCAACGACACCAACCAACAUAGGAUCUAUGCGUUGGCAAAGCAAUAUGGGGCCGAGUUGAUUGAGCAGAACACGAACGGCAACGUGGUCAUGCAGGACUUUGACGGAGUUUGCUCGCCUUUCCCGUAUGGGGAGCUUCCCAUGUUUGAUGAGAUUACUCGUCAACACCUCGGCGCCGUUCGCGACAUGGUCGAAGCCGACUGUCAAGCCGUAGACACUUGGAAGCCAAUGAACACGAGCUUGGAUAGUCUCACCUUUGACGCAUACUUGCGCUCUCGGGGCGCCAGCGAGACUGCAAUUGCAACGUCCAAUGUAUGGACCCGCGCAAUGCUUGGUCAGGAGGCGACCGAUAUAUCGGCUCUUUUCUUCCUCAACUACUGCAAAUCUGGUGGUGGACUUUUGCAGAUGCGCUCCGAUCGCAAGGGUGGUGGCCAGCAUCUCCGCGUACGCCAAGGCACGCAGCAUUUUGCCAGGGGCCUGGCCUCCUCUCUCCCUGACGGAGUAGUGCGCCUCAAUCAACCCGUCCGUGCCGUGAUCUCUGAUGGUCACCAAGGAGUGAAGGUUCAGACAGAGAAAGGGGUAUUGGCAGCACGCAAAGUGAUCACAACUAUUCCAGGCCCAGCUCUCAAGAGCAUCUCAUUCGAGCCACCCUUGCCGCUUUCCAAGCAGGCGUGGAUCGAUUCUCUGACUUAUGGCUACUAUACGAAAGCAAUGAUGGAGUUCAAAGUGCCGUUCUGGAUUGAAAAGGGGUUUUGUGGUCUCGCACAAUCAUUCGUGGGGCCUGCAAGCGUCAUUCGCGAUACCAGCAUUCCAAUCGACGGCAAGCACGUGCUUACAUGUUUCCUUGCCGGUGAUGCUGGCAGAGCUUGGUCUGCACUUGAACAAAGUGACAGGGAGAAGAGGUUGCUGAAUCAGUUAGAGCAGCUCUUUGGUCACGAAGGUAUUCAUGACCAGUUUGUUGGCAUGUCCGCUUAUGAGUGGGUCAACGACGAGUGGUCUGGAUGGGGCUGCCCGUGUACGUCUCUUGCGCCUGGCGUUCUUGACGCACUCGGUGGCGAUUCUUUCAGAAAGCCAAGUGGAAACCUGCAUUUUGCCGGUACCGAGACUGCGGGAGAAUGGAAGGGGUAUAUGGAGGGUGCGGUUAGGAGCGGUGAGCGAGCAGCUUCUGAGGUUUUGGAGUCACUUUCAAGUGCUGCUAGUGCGUCACGACUGUGA